Molecule: messenger RNA, 3450 nt
Organism: Syngnathus typhle (broad-nosed pipefish)
Lineage: Eukaryota; Metazoa; Chordata; Actinopteri; Syngnathiformes; Syngnathidae
Gene: cntn1b
Product: contactin 1b
Exons: 23
Coding region: 35-3160 (1041 amino acids)
Biological process (GO): cell-cell adhesion; brain development
Molecular function (GO): cell-cell adhesion mediator activity
Source: RefSeq, a predicted model, not a curated record
UUCGCUGCAUUGUGGCACGAUUGUUUUGAAUCAGAUGGCCUCCACCACCUUGCUGCUGUUGCUGGCGCUCGUCUCCUUGGCCUCCGUCACGUUGGCCAUCUUAUUUGGGGAGCCCAGGAUAUUUGGGGAGGAAGCUACUGGUUACGGUCCCAUAUUCGAGGAGGAGCCAGUGGACGUGGUCUACAGCGAGGACUCCCCCGAUGGGAGGAUCUCCAUGAACUGCAGGGCCCGUGCCAACCCUCCAGCCUCAUACAGGUGGCGCCGUGACCACUGGGAGAUCAAGCUGAUGGAGCAACCGGAUGAGCACUACAGCUUAGUAGGGGGCAACUUGGUCAUCAGCAACCCCAGACAGAAGAAGCACGCCGGCACGUACAUCUGCGUGGCUUGGAACAUCUACGGCACGGUCAUCAGCAAGGAGGCCCGCGUCAAAUUUGGAUUUCUGGAGGACUUUCCUCAAGAGGAGAGAGACCCAGUUACUGUAACAGAAGGCCAAGGGGCGGUUCUGCUGUGUGCCCCUCCCAAAGCGUGGCCAGAGGAGGUGUCUUACCGCUGGAUCUUCAACGAGUUCCCCGUGUUCCUCAACAUGGACCGUCGCCGUUUUGUCUCGCAGAGGACCGGCAAUUUAUACAUCUCCAAAGUGGAGGCUCAGGACGUCGGGAACUACUCGUGCUUUGUCUCCAGCCCCGUCCUGGGGAAGAGCGUCUUCUCCAAGUUCAUCCCGCUCAUCCCUUUGCCGCCAGAUGACGGUGAAGAAAGAAAAUACCCAGCAGACAUCAGAGUGAAGUUCCCGGACACCACAGCCAUGCUAGCUUCCAACAUCACGCUGGAAUGCUUUGCUCUGGGGAAUCCCAUCCCUCACAUUGUAUGGAGGAAAGUGGACGCCACAGACUUGCCCGCCAACCACGAGAUCAGCGAAUCGGGCGCCGUCUUGCACCUCUACAACGUCCAGUACGAAGACGUGGGAGGCUACGAGUGCGAGGCCAUCAACACCAAAGGGAAGGAUUGGCACAAGUCCUGGCUCUACGUGGAGUCUGCUCCAGAGUGGGCCGAGACCAUCAACAACACCCAGAUAGACAUUGGCUCUGCGCUCACCAUGCGCUGUGUUGCAUCUGGGAAGCCUUUCCCAUUCAUCCGCUGGUACAAAGAUGGCUAUAUGUCAGGAAAAGGUGAGCUUCAGUUCUCCAGCUUGACGUUUGAUGAUUCCGGGAUGUACCAGUGCAUCGCAGAGAACUACUGGGGCAUCAAAUACGCCAACGCCGAGCUGCGAGUGAUCGCCUGCGCUCCAACAUUCGAGUUCAACCCCCUGAAGAAGCAGCUUCUCGGCGCCCGGAACGGCCGCGUGUUGAUCGAGUGUAAACCUCGAGCAGCCCCCAAGCCUCGUUUCACCUGGACCAAGGGCAAGGAGCUGCUCUUCAACAAUUCACGCAUCUCCAUCAUGUUUGACGGCACUCUGGAGAUUCUUAAUGCCACGAGAAACGACGAAGGUUUCUACACAUGCUUUGCUGAGAACGACAGAGGGAAGGCCAACAGCUCGGGUUAUCUCACCAUCAUGGAGGCGACCAGCAUCACGGUGGCUCCCGAAGACUCGGAGGUGAAGGUGGGCGACGAGGUCAUCCUGACCUGCUCGGCCUCUUAUGACCCCAUGUUGGAUAUCGCCUUCAUCUGGGCCAUCGACUUCCGGGUCAUCGACUUUGACACCGAGUGGCAACACUUUGAGCGCAUCAUGACCCAGGAAGGCAGUGGGAACCUACGUAUCAAGAACGCGCAAAUCUGGCACGAAGGCCGCUACACGUGCACGGCUCAGACGGUGGUGGACAGCGACACGGCGUACGCAGACCUAAAAGUCGUCGGUGUCCCGGGGCCUCCUGGCGUCAUCCGAGUGGAGGACAUUGGAGACACAUGGGUGAAGCUGUUGUGGACCAAAGGAGCAGAACAUAACAGUCCCAUUCUGUACUACACCAUCCAGACCAGGCACUUCUGGUCUCUGCAUGAGGACGACUGGAGGAACGCCAGCACCUCUCCGACCUUCCUCGACGGCACCGUGGAGCGGGCCGAGGUCACCGACCUGUACGCUUGGAUGGAGUAUCAGUUCCGGAUCAUCGCCACCAACGAGUACGGCUCGGGAGAAGCCAGCAUUCCCUCGCUGAAGAUCAAAACUUGGGACGCGAUACCGGUGGUCUCUCCCACAGAUGUCGAAGGCUACGGUGGUCGGAAUGGUGAGAUCAUCAUCACAUGGAAGCCUGUGGAGCCGUGGUAUUUCUACGGCAAAAAGUUCGGCUACAUCGUGGCCUUCAAGCCGUACGACGGGUACGAUUGGUGGUACGAGACCAUCUCCGACCCGGAAACCAGACGCUACGUCCACAAGGACUCCUUCUUCCUCCCUGGCGACGAUGACUUCCAAGUGAAGGAAUUCCAGGUGAAGAUCAAGAGCUUCAACGUGAAGGGAGACGGACCCUACUCCCUCACCAAGGUCAUCUACUACCCUCGAGACGUGCCCACAGACCCGCCAACAGAUGUUUACGCUCGGCCAGUGUCGUCCACUGAAGCUCUGGUGUGGUGGUUCCCGGUAGUGGACACAGGGACGGGUCUGCAGCAGUACAUUGAGGGCUACCAGGUUAAAUACUGGCGAAAGUACUACGACACGGAGCCCGGAGCCAAUCGCAUAUUUGUAAACGCCACGGCAAACCAAACCAGAUUGGAGAACAUGCUGCCUGAUACGCAUUACCUCAUCGAAGUCCGAGCUUUUAACGGAGCAGGUCUCGGGCCGCCUGGCGAACACUGCGAGAUGUUCACCAAAAGACCACCGCCAGCAGAGCCCCCCAGGAUGUGGCGCUUCAUCUCCUGGACCGGAAAGUGGCUAUACGUGUGGUGGGAUCACAUCUCGUACGACUGGUUUGGGAACGUAUCUUUCCCGCUCUAUUAUAAGGUCAUGUUCCGGAAGACGGGCUACAUCUACGGGAAGGUCUACGUCACAGGCUGGCACUUCAUGGACUUCCCAAUGCCGCAAUUCGGCGACUACGAGCUUAUGGUCCGCGGACGCUACGAGGGAGGCGACGGGCCCGUCAGAACCAUUAAGCUGCUGGGUAAGGCCUCCAUGAUCUCGCCCACGCUAAGCCUCGCCUCUGCACUGUUGCUGGCGCUGUGCAUUGUGGGAUUGUAGCAUCAAGACAGGAGGUUCUGCUUUUUCCUUUUUGUGCUUGACUAGUGGUACAAAAGAAUGUCUGUUAUGAAUCUUAGAACUUGAGGAUGGAGUGCACAAUCUACAGUCUUUCUUUUUUAAACCGCUUUUUUAUUUGUUUGGAGUGUAUCAUGUAAACUCACUCGCAAUCGUAAAAUAUAAGAAGCACUAUAACAGCAACCGAUUGUAUGUCUAUUUGAGAUCGCUUGUAGAUGAGCAGAGGAUAUCGGGCCACUUACACAAUUUACUGUACCGUCUAUUAUUUAUUAAAA